Molecule: messenger RNA, 4368 nt
Organism: Cinclus cinclus
Lineage: Eukaryota; Metazoa; Chordata; Aves; Passeriformes; Cinclidae
Gene: HOXD10
Product: homeobox D10
Exons: 2
Coding region: 167-1186 (339 amino acids)
Biological process (GO): regulation of transcription by RNA polymerase II
Cellular component (GO): nucleus
Molecular function (GO): RNA polymerase II cis-regulatory region sequence-specific DNA binding; DNA-binding transcription factor activity, RNA polymerase II-specific
Source: RefSeq, a predicted model, not a curated record
GCGGGGCGCGUCAGCGGCGGGGCGGCGGAGCGCGGGGCGGCGGGAGCUGCCAUUGGCCCGCCUGUCAUGUGGUCGCGCGGAGGCAUCCGCAAUUACACGGGAAUGUUUUCCUAGAGAUGUCAGCCUACAAAGGACACAAUCUCUCUUCCUCAAAUUCCGCCCCAAAAUGUCCUUUCCCAACAGCUCUCCUGCCGCUAAUACUUUUUUAGUAGAUUCUCUCAUCAGUGCGUGCAGGAGUGACAGUUUCUACUCCAACAGCGCCAGCAUGUAUAUGCCACCUAGCACAGACAUUGGGACGUAUGGGAUGCAAACCUGUGGACUCCUUCCGUCUCUGGCUAAGAGAGAAGUUAAUCACCAAAAUAUGGGUAUGAAUGUACAUCCUUAUAUACCUCAAGUAGACACUUGGACAGACCCGAACAGAUCUUGUCGAAUAGAGCAACCUGUUACACAGCAGGUCCCCACUUGUUCCUUCACUACAAAUAUUAAAGAAGAAAGCAAUUGCUGCAUGUAUUCCGAUAAGAGAUCCAAACUCAUUUCUGCAGACGUCCCUUCCUACCAGAGGCUGGUGUCUGAAUCAUGCCCCAUUGAGAACCCCGAGGUUCCUGUCCCAGGAUAUUUUAGACUGAGCCAGACCUACGCCACUGGGAAAACCCAAGAGUACAAUAAUAGCCCUGAAACGAGUUCAACUGUAAUGUUACAGUUAAACCCUCGCGGCAGCUCCAAACCGCAGAUAUCUGCUCAACUUCAGCUGGAAAAGAAAAUGAAUGAAAACCCGAACAACCAAGACAGCACCGCUAAAGUCUCUCAAGUGGAAAGUCCCGAGCCCAAGUCCACGUUGCAAGAGGAGCGGAGCUGUCUGCCCGAAGGCUCCGUGUCCAGCCCAGAAGUCCAGGAGAAGGAGAGUAAAGAGGAAAUCAAGUCUGAUACUCCAACAAGCAAUUGGCUAACUGCAAAGAGUGGCAGAAAGAAGAGGUGUCCUUAUACUAAACACCAAACACUGGAAUUAGAGAAAGAGUUCUUAUUCAAUAUGUAUCUCACUCGAGAGCGCCGUCUAGAGAUCAGUAAGAGCGUAAACCUCACUGACAGGCAGGUCAAGAUUUGGUUUCAAAACCGCAGAAUGAAGCUCAAGAAGAUGAGCAGGGAGAACCGAAUCCGGGAACUGACCGCUAAUCUGACCUUCUCUUAAACCCUAACCCCGGGGGGGGGCACCAGUGAGGAAUGGGCACAACACCACCACUUGAUAAAGGCAGGAGAGACUCUGGCAAAACCCGGCAUUUUCCAGUUUUGUUUUGUUUUGUUUUGUUUUCUGAUAGAAUGUGACUCUUCGUCCUUCUUUUAGCGCUGCAAGUGAAUAUGUAUUACUAUGAUGAGUAUAUAUAAAACCUAGCACGUGUAAUUUAUUUUUGUUCUCAUCGUAAUGCAGGGUAACUAUUAUUGAAUAUUAUCAUUUGGUCUUAACUUAUUGGAACUGUCGAACAUCCAAGCAAUGUGACUUUUUCAUGUUUUUACUAACAAAAUGGUAUUUAUGUGGGGCUGUUACACGGGCCAUAACAUUUUGAGUACAUUCAAUACUUUCAGAAAAAGAGCGGGGGGAAACUGUGGGGGCGGGGGGAAAGAGAAGCACAUUAUAAUGUAACUAUCCUCUCAAAUGAACUUAGAGAUUGUCCUUCGUAAAAUGGAAUAUCUCCUUCUUCUCCAUUGUAGACAUUUCCUUGUGGUGCAUAUGUGGAAUAGUAGUCGUUCAGCAGCAAAUUGUCCUUCUUGUGCAUGUUCUGUUUGCAUGUAUAAUGCAAUAAACUCUGUAAACUACUGCGGUUCCUUUGGUUUUCUGCAAAUGUUUAAAAGCACGGAUGCAGGUUGGUCUCCUGAUCUUUCUCUAUCAACAACUUUUUGGACUGGUAUAUCUUUUUUACCAUAUUCUGGUCUUUGUGUGUGUCUGCCUGGCAUUCUUUCUUUCUUUUCCUCCAUUUUUUCCCUUUCCUUUUUUUUUUUUUUUUUCCUAAGGGGUGGGGUGGAGACUGGGCCGGGAAAUGAUGUAAAGCUAAUUAAUUUAUAAAUGUCUCUGUAAACAACUGAUUAAUUGAUAAAAUGUUGUGUGAUGCUCGCAGUCUGACAAACUGAAUGAAAAAAAAAAAAAGAAAAAACCCAAACAAACAGAAAAAAAAAAAAAGAAAAAGAAAAAAAGAAAAGAAAAAAGGUAACAGAUAAAAAAUGUUGUAAAAUAUUAUGACCUAAACUGGACAUCCUCAUCCAAUCAACUCGUACAACUCGUAAAUGGUAAGUGAUAAAAAUAUCUUUCUACUACAAGCUGUCAGGAAUAUGUGUGUCGUUUUAUUUGAUGCUCGUAUGUUGAUUUAAAAAAUAUCACUCACUGCGUGCUUUCAAUGUGCAGAUUUUGAUUUCGUGUCUUUGCUCGCUAAAAAAAAAAAAAAAAAAAAAAGGAAAAACCAACAAACCCCCUCCAUAAUAAAUGCAAAGCUGAACAUAACUAAAUGUUAAGGAGCUCGGUUUUCGGUCGGCUCAACAGCUUUCAGAAGACCGUGGAUGGAAAAAAAAUUCCCUCAAAAUAUUCCCAGCAUCUGGCGAGGUUGGUUGUUUUUUGAGCAGAAACCCUCCCAGGCGUGCUUACAAAAGUACACCAGCCUCUUCAGACCCACUUUUGUCACCCUGUACCGUUUCUGUUUGCUCAGAGAUCGUUUUAUUUCGCGCAAUUCCAUUUUAGUAGCAUACAUCCAGCUAAUGACGUUCACGACUCUUAACCCUUUCUGCACAUAGCUGAAAAAUUGUAUUAGCAGGGCUCUGCGCUGGCAGCUGAGGAAGGGCGUGUGUGCUGAGAGCGGAUGAAUGCCCGUGUGAGCAGAUAUACUUAGUAGAACUGCAAAUAGCUUGCAAAUGAACAUGACUUCAAAUUGAAGUGCAAAUACUUGGGCAUACUUUCACCUUCAAACGGGUACUGGAAAAGUAGCGUGGCUACUGUUCUCGCUGGGAAAGCAGCUUGCUCACAAUCAACGCCCAUUUCUCCCCUAAGCUGUUUCUAAAUCAAGAAAUUAAACUCAAGAUAGUGCCAAUAUUGUGCGACUUGGUGACAGAUACUGCUCAUAAUGCUCGCCAUGUUGGUGGCAUUCCGUUUGGUCUUUCGUCGCUGAUAUUUAAUUUAAGCCAGUACUUCCUCGUGUGCACAUUUACUCAUAGGGAAGAGCUUAUAUAUUCCUCAAACUAAGGCAUGAUCAUUUUGAAGCUGCACCUAGGUACUUUGUGCCUGUUCCGCUUUCGAAAACAAACAGCAAAACGAUGCUUAAAAAAAAGACCCAAACAAACAAAACAAAACAAAACAAAAAACCACCAAACCCCCAAACCAACAAAACAACCCCAACUCCUUAAAUAUUGCAUACAUUUGCACGGCCUUUUCUUUUUCUUUACAGAUACUCGCUACACCACCCGAGAAGUUUCGGCAGUGGGGAGCAAAUAGCUGGCUCCAUACCAAGAAUUUAACCUAUGUUUAAAAAGGAGGCUCACCCUAAUCUGCCUGUUUUGCCAAUUUAUAUCUGUUUGAAGUGAGGGUCAAUUCUUCGCCAUGCCACAAACCCUGCUUCUAGAGAACAAUGUCACAGAAAUAAUAAAAUCGCAGAAGAAAAUGCUAAAGUCAAACACCAAAAAUAAAUUUUAAAAAGUAAAAAAACAAAAACAAAGGUAAAGGAAAAAGGGGGGAAAAAGGGAAAAAAAAGGGGGAAAAAAAGGAAGAAAACAACCUAGGAGAGCAAUAAAUCAUUAAAUAAACAGGAAUUUCAGUCCCUUCCUCAUAACGGCCCGCGAGUAGGAAGUGUUUUCCCAGCGCUGCUGUCCGUGCCCCCGGCGGGCUGUGCUGCGGGCUCGCCACUAACUCUCUGCGUUUCCUCCAGAUCCCGACACAGCCACCGUCCCUCGCCCGGGGAAGCAGGCGUGGGCAGACGACCAUGGGUAAUCCACUUUUCAAUACUAACGGGGCAUCGUUACGCUCGGGCAACAAAAACCAGGCCGGGAGGGAAGGGUGGGGAGGGAAGGCAUGGAAAAGAAAGCAAAGCGGACAAAAAAAAAAAAAAAAAAAAUCUCACGUAGGCAUUGAACGUGGCUCCCCCUGAACUAGGGGCGGAGGAGACAGCUCUGCCUGCGAGCCGGGGUCAGCGACAGCCCCGCGCCCUCCGCGGGCCGGAGCCUGCCCGGGGAGCUGCGGGGCCGGGCCAGCUCCUCCGGGUUGCCUUUGCCCGCGUCCCUCCCGGGCCCCGCUUGAGGGGGGCUGUGUUAAGGCUGUGUAGCCCCAAAGUUCCGCGGAUAGAGGAGCAUGUGUUCAGCCACACGUCAGUUGUGCUCGGAGACACAGGCUUUGCUGUU